Molecule: messenger RNA, 957 nt
Organism: Diceros bicornis minor
Lineage: Eukaryota; Metazoa; Chordata; Mammalia; Perissodactyla; Rhinocerotidae
Product: olfactory receptor 5T2-like
Exons: 1
Coding region: 1-957 (318 amino acids)
Biological process (GO): G protein-coupled receptor signaling pathway; sensory perception of smell
Cellular component (GO): membrane
Molecular function (GO): olfactory receptor activity; odorant binding; G protein-coupled receptor activity
Source: RefSeq, a predicted model, not a curated record
AUGAAGAAUGUCACUGAAGUUACUGUAUUUGUGCUGAAGGGCUUCACAGACAAUCUUGAGCUGCAGAUCAUCUUAUUCUUCCUGUUUCUAGCAAUCUACCUGUUUACUCUGAUGGGAAAUUUGGGACUGGUUGUAUUGGUCGCUGGGGAUUCCCAGCUCCACAACCCCAUGUACUAUUUUCUGAGUGUGUUAUCAUCCGUGGAUGCCUGCUAUUCUUCAGUAAUUACCCCCAAUAUGUUAGUAGAUUUUGUGUCAAAGAAUAAAAUCAUUUCAUAUCUUGGAUGUGCAACACAGAUGUUUCUCUUUGUUACUUUUGGGACCACAGAAUGCUUUCUCUUGGCUGCAAUGGCAUAUGAUCGCUAUGUAGCAAUCUACAACCCUCUGCUGUAUUCGGUUAACAUGUCAGCCAGGGUCUAUGUGCCACUCAUCAUUGCUUCCUAUGUUGGUGGAAUCUUACAUGCUACUUUACACACAGUGGCUACUUUUAGCCUAUCCUUUUGUGCAUCCAAUGAAAUCAGACACGUCUUUUGUGACGUCCCUCCUCUCCUCGCCAUUUCUUGUUCUGACACUCACACAAACCAGCUUCUACUCUUUUACUUUGUGGGCUCUAUUGAGAUGGUCACUAUCCUGAUUGUCCUGAUCUCUUAUGGUUUCAUUCUGGUGGCCAUUCUGAAGAUUCAUUCUGCUGAAGGGAGACGAAAAGUCUUUUCUACAUGUGGCUCUCACCUAACUGGAGUGUCAAUUUUUCAUGGUACAGUUCUUUUCAUGUAUGUGAGACCCAGUUCUAGCUAUGCUUUGGAUCAUGACAUGAUAGUAUCAAUAUUUUACAGCAUUGUGAUUCCCAUGCUGAAUCCUAUUAUCUAUAGUUUGAGGAACAAAGAUGUAAAAGAGGCAAUGCAAAAAAUGUUUAGGAAAAAAUGGUUCAUCACUAAAGUAUAUGUUCGCAAUAAAAAUUAA